Molecule: messenger RNA, 450 nt
Organism: Neltuma alba
Lineage: Eukaryota; Viridiplantae; Streptophyta; Magnoliopsida; Fabales; Fabaceae
Exons: 1
Coding region: 1-450 (149 amino acids)
Molecular function (GO): zinc ion binding
Source: RefSeq, a predicted model, not a curated record
AUGGAUGUGCAAAAUUAUGGAAUGAACAAUUUCAGGGUCAGAUGGGGAAACCUAGAUGUGCGGGUAAAUCUUGUGUUACGUGAAUGCACCUGCAAAGGUUGGCAAAUGUUAGGACUACCUUGCCCACAUGCAUGCGUUGCAAUCAAGAAGGUAUAUGGUAAUAUAUAUGCAUAUGUCGAUGAUUGCUUUUUACUCUCAGCCCAAAAGAAAAUUUAUGGCAGACUUAUGAUUCCAGUUGAGACCCAUGACAUCCCUAGGCCAGAUUCCCUUCGAUAUGAAGAUUACUCAUCCACCAUCUUCCUACAACCACCAUUGACAACUCGGCGUGCUGGAAGACCCAGAGUUAGGAGGAUUGAAUCACAAUUCCAGCAGAAGAAAGCGUAUCAUUGCUCAGGAUGUGGUAAAGCUGGUCACACUAGAAAGAUUUGCAGUAACCCAAACCCUGGGUGA